CCGAGCCGGGAGGGGGGCUCUCCCCCCCUCCAUUAUUAUCGCCCUCCUCCUCCUCCUCCUCAUUAUUUUGGGGAGGGAGGGGAGCUGCUUUUGCUUUUGCUUUUUUUUAAGCGCCCCCCCCCGAGCAUUCACGGAGGCGUUCGCGGCGCUGCAACUUCCCGGAGCUCUGGGUGGGGAGGGGAGGCAGCGAUUGUUGUGCCCCCCGCCCCACUCCUCUCUGUACCCGCCCCUCUCUCUUUCCACCCCCCGCCGGCAAGGGAUGGCAAACUUCAGCUGCUCGGCUGCUACCUCGUCUUGGAAGAAGCUCUUAAAGUCCUGCUAAACAAAGAUCAGGGCAAAUGUCAUAGGAUGAACCCUGCUGGACUCCUCUUACUGUCUGUGAUAUUGUGUCGCUUGUGGCUCUCCCGGGGCUUCGACCCAGCUCCCAGCGCCUGCUCCGCCUUGGCCUCCGGGGUUCUCUACGGCUCCUUCUCGCUGAAGGACCUCUUCCCCACGGUCUCCACCGGCUGCUCGUGGACCCUGGAGAACCCGGACCCGACCAAGUACUCCCUCUAUCUCAAGUUCAACCGGGAGGAGCAAGUCUGCACCCACUACUCGCCCAUGGUUCUGCCGCUGGAUCAUUACCUCUCCAAUGACACCUGCAGCCAGCCAGAGGUGACGGCCCUGCCCCAGGAGGAGGAAGAGCGAGAGGCAGCGGAGGACGGCGAGGGCAGGCUGGAGCUUUGCCAAGGGGGAGGCCCCUUCGCCUUUUUCCAUUUCGACAAGAACUUUGUGCAGCUGUGCCUGGCCGAGGAGCCGGAGGCGGCCACCCGCCUGCUGCCCCCGGAGGCGGUGGAGUUCCGUUUCGUGGAGGUCCUCCUGAUCAACAACAACAACUCCAGCCAGUUCACCUGCAGCGUCUUGUGCCGCUGGCUGGAGGAGUGUCUCCGUCUGGGCACCGGCCAGCCCUGUGGCCUCUCGCAGACGGGCUGCACCUGCCAGAUCCCACAAGCUCUGCCGGCGCCCCCGCAGCCCAACCAGACGCUCUCCGACGCCCUGACGCCACCUGCGACCAGCAGCAGCAGUGAGUGCUGCGUGACCGAAUUGCAUUCUGGGAAUGCGAAUGAUGUAGACUCUCCAGAGAUUAAAUACGGGGAUGGCGCGCAGGAGGAUCAGAAGGUGAAGACUCAGUGGCCACGAUCGGCAGAUGAGCCAGGGGUGUACAUGGCACAAACAGGAGACCCUGCGGCAGAAGAAUGGUCCCAGUGGAGCGUUUGCUCACUGACCUGUGGGCAAGGAACCCAGGUGCGGACUCGCUCCUGCGUCUCGUCGCCUUACGGGACACUCUGCAGCGGGCUGUUGCGGGAAACCCGGAUAUGCAAUAAUACGGCUACCUGCCCAGUGGAAGGCCAGUGGCUAGACUGGGGGUCGUGGAGCCGCUGCUCCGUGUCGUGCUCCAACGGGACUCAGCAGCGUACCCGCAAAUGCAGCGUCUCCGCUCACGGCUGGGCAGAGUGCAAAGGGGCUCACGCCGACGCCAGGGAGUGCUACAACCCCGAGUGUCCAGUGGACAGCAAGUGGGGCCCCUGGAACCACUGGAGCUUGUGCUCCAAGACGUGCGACACAGGCUGGCAGAGGCGCUUCCGCAUGUGCCAGGGGACGGGCGUGCUGGGCUACCCGUGCGAGGGCAGCGGAGAGGAAGUGAAGACGUGCAACGAGAAGAAAUGCCCAGCCUACCACGAGAUGUGCAAGGACGAGUAUGUUGCAUUCAUGACUUGGAAGAAAGCCGCUGCCGGGGAGACCGUCUAUAACAAAUGCCCGCCCAAUGCCACAGGGUCUGCCAGCCGCCGGUGCCUGCUCAACUCCCAUGGUGUGGCUUACUGGGGCGUGCCCAGCUUUGCACACUGCCUGUCCCACGAGUACAGAUACUUACAUCUCUCACUGCGUGAGCAUCUGGCCAAGGGGCAGCGCAUGCUGGCCGGCGAAGGCAUGUCCCAGGUGGUCCGCAGCCUGCUGGAGCUUGUGGCCCGCAAGACAUACUACAGCGGGGACCUUCUCUUCUCCGUGGAGAUCCUCCGCAACGUCACGGACACUUACAAGAGGGCCACCUAUAUCCCUUCAUCUGACGACGUGCAGCGAUUCUUCCAAGUCAUCAGCUAUAUGGUGGAUGCAGAGAACCGGGACAAGUGGGAGGAUGCUCAGCAGGUUUUGCCUGGCUCUGUCCUCCUCAUGAAGGUAGUGGAAGAUUUCAUCCACUUGGUGGGAGAUGCUCUCAAGGCCUUCCAGAGUUCCCUCAUUGUCACGGACAACUUGGUGAUCAGCAUCCAGCGAGAGCCGGUUUCUGCUGUCUCCAGUGACAUCAAUUUCCCCAUGAAAGGCCGGCGGGGAAUGAAGGAUUGGGCCCGCCACUCCGAAGACAAGAUCUUCAUUCCCAAGGAGGUGCUCAGCCUUUCCUCUUCUGAAAUGGAUGAAUCCUCUUAUUUCGUCAUUGGCGCCAUCUUGUAUCGUACAUUGGGACUAAUCCUGCCCCCUCCCAGAAGCCCCCUGGCUGUCAUGUCCAAAGUUCUCACGGUGACGGUGAAGCCACCAACCAAAGCCAUGGAACCCUUGAUUGUGGUGGAGUUGUCCCAUAUCAUCAACGGCACCUCGCACCCACAUUGUGUGACCUGGGAAUACACCAAAGCAGAGGUUGGCGCUGGGAACUGGGACACUGAAAGCUGCCAGACCGUGGAAACUCUCUCUGCUCACACCAAGUGCCACUGCAGCCAGCUGUCCACCUUCGCAGUGAUUGCCCAGCUGCCCAAGGACCUGGUCAUGGACUCUGGCACGUCCCCCUCAGUCCCACUUAUGAUUGGUUGUGCAGUUUCCUGCAUGGCCUUGUUGACCCUGCUGGUGAUCUACGCUGCUUUUUGGAGGUUUAUCAAAUCGGAGCGCUCCAUCAUCCUCCUGAAUUUCUGCGUCUCCAUCUUGGCUUCCAAUGUGUUGAUCCUUGUGGGACAGUCCCAGAUGCUCAGUAAGGGUGUCUGCACCAUGACUGCUGCUUUCCUCCACUUCUUCUUCCUCUCUUCCUUCUGCUGGGUGCUGACGGAGGCCUGGCAAUCCUACUUGGCUGUCAUUGGCCGGAUCCGGACACGGCUAGUCCGUAAACGCUUCCUCUGCCUCGGAUGGGGGUUGCCGGCCUUGGUGGUUGCCGUCUCCGUUGGCUUUACUCGGACCAAAGGCUAUGGGACGUCCAGCUACUGCUGGCUGUCCCUUGAAGGAGGAUUGCUCUACGCUUUUGUCGGCCCCGCUGCUGUGAUCGUUCUGGUCAACAUGCUGAUUGGAAUCAUUGUCUUCAACAAGCUGAUGUCUCGGGAUGGAAUCUCAGAUAAGUCCAAAAAGCAGCGAGCUGGCUUCAAUAACCCCCCCUGUGGCAGCCUGCUGCUAAAAUGCAGCACGUGUGGGGUGGUCUCCAGCACGGCCCUGCUCUCUUCCACGGCCAACAGCGCCAUGGCAUCGCUGUGGAGCUCCUGCGUGGUCCUGCCCUUGCUGGCGCUCACCUGGAUGUCGGCCGUGCUCGCCAUGACCGACCGGCGCUCCAUCCUCUUCCAGGUCCUCUUCGCCGUCUUCAACUCGGUCCAGGGCUUCGUCAUCAUCACUGUCCACUGCUUUCUGCGCAGAGAGGUGCAAGACGUGGUCAAGUGUCAGAUCGGAGUGUGCAAGAGCGACGAGAAUGAGAACUCUCCCGACUCGUGCAAGAAUGGGCAAGUCCAGAUCAUGACAGAUUUUGAAAAGGAUGUUGACCUGGCGUGUCAGACAGUCCUCUUCAAAGAGGUCAACACCUGCAACCCAGCCACCAUCACGAGCACCUUGUCGCGCAUCUCCCUGGAUGGGGACGAAGAUCCGAAGCUCAACACCAGCUCCGAGGGCGGCCUGGGCUUCUCCACCCUCCCUGGGAAUAUCCCGCCCACCUCCAUCCUCGUCCAGGUGCCCAAAAUGACGCAUAAUGUGGUGAAAGGGCUGAACGAACUCAGCGACCCCCCGGCCAAGAAGGACAUCAACCUGGACGCCAUGCGGGGGCCGGUCUACCUGUGCGGCGAGAGCAACCUGCGGCAAUUGGAGUACGGCUGGCUGCGUCCGCAAGAGGCCACCCUGGAGAGCAACUACAUGGUGCUGCCCCGGAGGACCGUGAGCCUUAAGCCCUUCGCCAGGGAGGAGGGCAAGCUCAACAUCAAGCUGGACGAGGCACCGGGCCUGGCGAAGGGCCGCCACGCAGUGGAGGCCGAGUCCUACCCCAGCUUUGCCUCCGUGGACCACAUCAACGUGAACUUGAACCAGCCCUAUGGGACGGUCAAGCAUCCGUACGGCCUCCAGUUCAAACAGCACCCCACGGUGCGGCAGAUCCUGGCCUCGGAGCUGACGGAGCGUAGCCGCACCAUGCCACGCACAGUGCCCGGAUCCACCAUGAAAGUGGGCUCCCUGGAGAGGAAAAGGCUCCGGUACUCCGACCUGGACUUUGAGUCCGGGGCUUUGAAGAAAGUCAUGCACACCCGAAAGCGCCACUCGGAACUCUACCAUGAGUUGAACCAGAAGUUCCACACGCUGGAUCGGUAUCGGGCCCCAGCGACCAAUGCCGCCAAGAGAGAGAAGCGGUGGAGCGUCUCUUCAGGGAGCGGGGAGAAGAAUAUGCCCAGUCAGGAGAUAACCAGCCCAGAGAGCCGGCAGCAGAAGCAGAAGUCCUGGAGCACGUUCAAGGCCAUGACGCUGAGCUCCCUGCCCUCCAAGCACCGGGAGAAACUGGAGAUGCACUCGGCUGACUGGGAGAAACAUUGCAUGAGCCUGGAUCUGUCCGAGGGGGACUUCCAGACGGAAGUGUGAGCCUCGUGGACUCUGGGAUUUGGCACUCUAGAUAUAUAGAUAUAUAUAUAUAUAUACAUAAAUAUAUAUAUAUUUUCACACGGACACUUUGGAAAAAGAAGGAAAACAAAGCAAAGACAAUUCCUUCCCUUCUGGUGGUUUUAUUGGGUUUUUUGGGCAACCGUGGCCACCCCUGUAGAUGCUUGUUGGGCGGAAGGGGGCAGCAGGAGCUACUGUGCCCUCCCCCCAGCUGUCACAUAGACACGGCCAUGCACACCCCACAGGCACCUGGCCCACUUGGAGAGCAUGAGGGGGGCUCUUUUGUCUCCCCGGACCUCCCCACGCCUCCUGCUGCCCCUCUUCCUUGCAGUGAUUCACCGUCAGGACACAAAAGCGCGCACACAAUCACACGCCGCCGAUGGCUCUCUGAUCCUCGCACCCACAGGACUCGGGCGGUGGGGCAGGGCGCCCCCUCCUGGGUGCAGAGAGCCGAUCUUAACUCUUUUCUAUCUGGACGUUUCUUCACGCCAUGCACUGUGUGCAUGGCCAGCCAGAGGUUUGGGAGAGAAGUCGCUGCCCCGCGUCCCGUCCCCCCCCCCCCCCCGGCCUUCAAGACACUGCUCCUUCCGCCAUUCUUCCCAAUCUUUGGACCCAGGACCCAGGGCAAAAGACUUGGCUUCUUCUCCGCCGCAUCCCACACAGGCUGGAAUCUGAGCCACUCUCCCCCCUGGAGCACCCCGCCCCUCUCUCUCUGCCCCCAUCCCCACUUCUAUCCCAGGCCGGGCAGGCGCUGUGUUUGUUGGAAAUAAAAAUUCACUCUGUGGAUCUUU
This is a messenger RNA of Hemicordylus capensis (graceful crag lizard), 5645 nucleotides long. RefSeq names its product adhesion G protein-coupled receptor B2 (gene ADGRB2). Gene Ontology annotation, cellular component: plasma membrane. NCBI's taxonomy places the organism in Eukaryota, Metazoa, Chordata, Lepidosauria, Squamata, Cordylidae. Gene Ontology annotation, biological process: G protein-coupled receptor signaling pathway; cell surface receptor signaling pathway; negative regulation of angiogenesis. The transcript is spliced from 31 exons. The record is from RefSeq and is a predicted model, not a curated record. The coding region runs from base 349 to 4836 and encodes 1495 amino acids. Gene Ontology annotation, molecular function: G protein-coupled receptor activity.